This is a messenger RNA of Megalobrama amblycephala (Wuchang bream), 7478 nucleotides long. RefSeq lists its product as uncharacterized. The record is from RefSeq and is a predicted model, not a curated record. The transcript is spliced from 9 exons. NCBI's taxonomy places the organism in Eukaryota, Metazoa, Chordata, Actinopteri, Cypriniformes, Xenocyprididae. Bases 4740 to 6986 code for a protein of 748 amino acids.
CCAAAUGACGCUGGACCCUCAGACUGGAUCUCUCUUCAUUCAACAAACCAGACCUGAACACACUGGAUUAUAUAAGAUAGAGAUCUAUAGAAAUGAUUAUUCAACAUUCAGACUCUUCAGGCUUAUCGUCUGUGCAGAUCUAUACUGAUGUAGAAAUCAACACACUGUAAUGUCAGGAACAAGACCUUCUAGUGGAAUUAAUGUACAGAGUUCAAUCAUUCUGUUACAACACAGAAGGGACAGAGACAGUCUUUCACAGGAGAUGGAGCUUUAUUGAGAACCAGUAUGAGUUGUGGCAGAAGUGCAGGUGAGUAAUACGUGAUACAGUACAGAUUCUUGAAGUGCUGGGUGAUGAUGGAUUCCUUUGUGUUUGCAGGUGGAGUCGAACUUGGAGUUGGAGACGAAGGAGACGCUGGAGACGAGGAGCACUCACACAGAGAGGAGAUAACACACGAGGAGAAUUCAGGAGACAGGUAAGUAGAUCACUGGGAGUCCUUAAGGUAAGCAUACAGGUAAGUUAAUGCAAACAAGACCGGACAUCGAGUGGUGUGUGUGAGUGCUCUUUAUGCUGGCUGUGAUGAGGUGCUAAAUGAGGUGCAGGUGUCUGUGAUCAGUACUCUGGUGGCUGGGUGCGCUGUGAUUGGUGAGCGGUGGAGCCUGACGUGUCUGUGACACGCUGGUAGAUGACCGGGUUGAUCUGCUUGGUGAUCAUGAAUGGGCCAAUAAACCUGGAACUCAGCUUCUUGCAGGGCAGACGCAGUCGGAUGUCUCGUGUGGACAGCCAGACCUUCUGUCCAGGUUGGUAGGUGGGAGCGUGGGAGCGACGAAGGUCGGCCGUCAUCCUGCGUCUGCGCAGGGCUCGCUGCAGGUGGUGGUGUGCUGAGUCCCAGACCCUCUCGCUCUCUCGGAACCAGUAAUCCACAGCUUGGACGUCCGAUGGUUCCCCAGUCCAUGGGAACAGUGUGGGUUGGUAGCCGAGCACGCACUAGAAUGGAUUGAGUCCGGAGGAUGGCUGACGCAGGGAGUUCUGUGCGUACUCGGCCCAACCCAAAUACUGGUUCCAAGAGUCCUGGUGGUCGUGACAGAAGGUACGGAGGAAGCGGCCGAUCUCCUGGAUCUUCCUCUCUGUCUGCCCGUUCGAUAGACUGACGGUCACACCUAGGAGCGAGUGGAAGGCCUUCCAAACCCGGGAGAUGAACUGGGGUCCUCUGUCCGAGACGAUAUGUACCUGAACACGUGAUUGAACAUUAGUUCUGCUGUCUCCAUGGCAGUGGGCAAACCUCUUAGUGGAAUUAGGCGGCAUGACUUGGAGAAUCGAUCAAUGAUGACUAGGAUGCAGGUACAACCCUCGGAUGUGGGCAGAUCGGUGACAAAGUCCACUCCUAGGUGUGACCAUGGUCGGUUGGGAACGGGCAGAGGAUGGAGCUUGCCAGAUGGAAGAUGGCAUGGGCUCUUGGAAAUGGCACACUCCCUGCAGCCCUGCACGUACCUUCUGACAUUGGAUGCCAUACUCGGCCACCAGAAGGGUUCCCUUAGCAAUGAGAGGGUUUCAUUGACCCCUGGGUGGCCAGUGCCAAGCGACAAGUGGGCUGAGUGAAUCAGUGGAGUGUGUCGUGCUCGAGUGAUGUAUAGCAAGCCAAGUGGGCAACCCGGCGGAGGGUUAGUAGAGGCAUUGGAGGAGGGGAUGGUCUCCUCCGACCAGGAGAUGGGACUUACGAUGAUGGAGCUUGGAAGGAUGGCUUCUAGCUCAGUGGUGGUUUCUUCGGGAGAAUGAAGAUGAGAGAGGGCAUCUGCCUUUACGUUUUUUGACCCAGGGCGAUAGGAGAUAGUAAAAUCAAACCGGGAGAAGAACAGGGCCCAGCGUGCUUGUCUGGGGUUUAACCUCUUGGCAGCUCGUAAAUACUCAAGGUUCUUAUGGUCUGUUAGCACGAGGAACUGAUGUUUGGCUCCCUCCAGCCAAUGCCUCCACUCUUCUAGAGCCAACGGCUAGGAGUUCUCUGUUUCCAAUGUCGUAGUUGACCUCCGCCGGGUUUAGCUUGCGGGAGAAGGCGGCGCAUGGAUGGAGCCUACUUGGUGUCCCCUGCUGCUGAGACAGGACGGCUCCCACUCCUGUGGUGGAGGCGUCCACCUCUACGACGAAAGGGAGCUCUGGAUUGGGGUGGACGAGGAGGGGAGCGGUGGUGAAGGCUUCUUUGAGGCUUUCAAAGGCGUUGGUGGCAGCUGGAGUCCAGGACAGAGACUUGGGCUGGUUACGGAGCAGGUUGGUGAGUGGAUGGGUGAUGGAACUGUAAUUCUUGAUAAACCGUCGAUAAAAGUUUGUAAAGCCAAGGAAGCGUUGGAGUUCUUUGAUGGAUGUUGGAGUGGGCCAGGUCUCGAUGGCGUGCACCUUCCCCUCGUCCAUCCGGAUGCCACUGUGAUCUAUGAUGUAUCCGAGGAAGUGGACUGAAGACUGAUGGAACGAGCACUUUUCAGCUUUUAGGAAGAGAUGGAACUGACAAAGCCGUUGGAGGACCUCCACAAAGUGGUGGCGAUGUUCGGCCAGGCUCCGGGAGUAUAUCAAGAUGUCGUCGAUAUAUACCAGCACAAACUUGUGGAGGAACUCCCGGAGCAGAUCAUGUAUGAAGUCCUGGAAUAUGGAGGGGGUGUUGACCAGGCCAUAGGGCAUCACAAGAUAUUCAUAGUGGCCGGUGGGCGUGAUGAAGGCGGUCCUCCACUCGUCCCCCUCGCGUAUCCGAAUGAGGUUGUACGCGCUGCGGAGGUCCAACUUCGUGAACACCGUGGCACCACGGAGAUGUUCCAGGCCCGCUGGGACGAGAGGAAGGGGAUAACGGAACUUAACUGUGAUCUUGUUUAGUGAGCGAUAAUCAAUGCAGGGCCUCAAGCCUCCGUCCUUUUUUGCCACAAAGAAGAAGCUCGAAGCAGCAGGGGAAGUAGACGGGCGGAUGUAUCCUUGAACAAGGGCCUCUUUGAUGUAUUCCUCCAUGGCCUUCUCCUCCGGUAUGGAAAGGGGAUAGAUUUUACCCCUAGGCACUGGCUCACCCAGAAGCAGAUCGAUGGCACAGUCCCAUGGCCGGUGUGGAGGCAGCUUGGAGGCUCUCUGCGGGCAGAAGACGUCGCUGAAGGGGGCGUAACACUCUGGAAUGUCGAUGGAACGUUUCUCGACUGGACUCUCUAUGGAGGUGGCACAAACGGAGAUGUCAUGAGAGGAUGGUACUCGAGGGACUGGAAGGUCAGAGAAGCAGUUGGAGAAACAUGUUUCGCCCCACUUCAGGAUCUCGCCGGUUUUCCAAGAGAUGGUUGGGUUGUGCUGCUCCAACCAGGGGUGCCCUAAUACCACGUCAGAGGUGGAUUCCUCCAGAACCAGCAGAUGUAUAUCUUCUAGAUGGAGUACACCGACUCGCAGUUGGAUGGGGCCCACACAUCGGCGCACACAUCUUCGGCUCAGAGGCUUUCCGGUUAUUGAGUGGAUCUGGUAGACGGACGGAGAAGGCGUAGUCUUGAGCUUGAGCUGCCGGCAGAGGGCGCCGGAGAUGAAGUUGCCGGCUGACCCUGAAUCGAGGAGCGCCACCACUGGAAGGGAGACAGCAGCGGCAGUAAGAUUGACAACAGUGGUGAGUGGUUUCAUUUUAUUGAUAGAAGGAAUAAUGGCACUCACCAUUGGGCGAGGUGGACGAGUUGGGCAUGCAGAGAUGAUGUGCCCAGGUAAACCACAGUAUAGGCAGAGAUUCAGGGUCAGACGUCUUUGUCGCUCGGAGGGAGUGAGUCUGGAAUUGUCGACGUUCAUGGGUUCGUUGGCUGGUUCUGGAGGGCUGACGGGUUCAGGCCGGCGGAGGAGGUGAUGGAAGAGUGACUGGUCCUGGUGUUCUUCAAUACACGACUGCAUACGGGAGGCGAAGCGGAUGGAAAGCUGGAUGAAUCGCUCGAGGCCUAAAUGAGGUGCAGGUGUCUGUGAUCAGUACUCUGGUGACUGGGUGCGGUGUGAUUGGUGAGCGGUGGAGCCUGACGUGUCUGUGACACAUUCUUGACUGAACGUGUUCAAAUGUGUCUCUAUUUUAUCAAAGCUGUAAGACUCAAAAAGGUAAACUAAAGUCAACUGUAAAUACAGGCAGUUGCAGAUUAAUUAAUGAAUAAUGAAUAAUAAUUCAUUUAUUUGCUUAUUUUUGUCUUUUGUCAGACCUGGUUUGUGGUGUUUCAGACAGAUGUGGUUCCUCAAUGAAGCAGCUUCAGACAGUCUUCUUUCAUAUGCUGUUGUCUGUUCUGAAACUGUUCUUCACACAGACUGUGUUUCUUCUGUCUGCAGGAUUGUUUGAUCAACUUUAUCAGUCACAAUCCUCCUCAUUAUUCCUGAUCAUUAUUGAAUUGCAGUACAGUCAUUAUCUGAUCACAAAUCAAACAUUCAGAACCACUUCUUCACACAAACACAAUUCAACACACUCAUAUUUCAUGUCAUUUGAGUGGAUUUUUAUUCUUAGAAACACAGACUGGAGUUCAACACAGUUUCAUCAGUCAAACACACAUGAGCUGUAGAGAUUUAUACUUACAUUCAGAUUUCUACAAUGACAAGUUGAGCUCUUUUCAACUUAAAAUAGAGUAAAUUAUAUGUUUGUGAUCCAGUAUGUCAGGUGUGAUAUGACAAUGUUUCUUCUGUUUAUUUCUGCUGCUGUUGGUUUUCUGGUUCUGAUUUCUCUUCUGUAUUUUUCUCUGUUUCUUUGACAGAUGAAGAGAAGUCAGUGCCAGUGAUGAUGUGGGCGGAUGUGACUCUACGUGUCAAUCCUGAAAUACAGACAGGAGAUGAGAUAUUCUGGAUGUUUGGAGAUGACAACUGUCUCUUAGCUAAAAACACAGAAGAAGAGUGUGAAGAAGAGGCUGAGUACAGUAAUUAUAGAUUUAAACCUGAUGUGGAUCUGAAUCCUCAGACUGGAGAUCUCACCAUCAAGACAAUCAGUAUUUCCAACACUGGAGAAUACAAACUAAAGAUCAUCAGAAAUGGCAAAGCCUCAUUCAAGUUAUUCAGAGUUACUGUUUCUGAACAACAAGUGAAUAAAUCAGUGCUGAAGGGACGUUCUGUCACUCUGGACUAUUAUACUGAAAUACAGAAGGAUGAUAAAAUAAAUUGGAUGUUUGGAACUGAAGAGAAACUCAUAGCUGAAAUGACUGGAGAGAACCGUGAGAAUCCUCAAUGGUCUGAUGAUGAAUUCAGAGACCAAAUGAAGCUGGACCCUCAGACUGGAUCUCUCAUCAUUCAACAAACCAGACCUGAACACUCUGGAUUAUAUAAACUAGAGAUCAAUACCAGUGAUUAUUCAACAUUCAGACUCUUCAGUCUUAUUGCCUGUGAUGAAAUAAAUUCAGUGUCAGUGAUGAUGUGGGCGGAUGUGACUCUACGUGCCAAUACUGAAAUACAGACAGGAGAUAAGAUAUUCUGGAUGUUUGGACAUGACAACUAUACCUUAGCUAAAAACACAAAAGAUGAGUUUGAAGAAAAGUUUAAGCACUAUCAUUUGAAAUUUGAAGGUGAAGUGUAUCUGAAUCGUCAGACUGGAGAUCUCACCAUCAAGGAAACUGAAACUGACCACACUGGAGAAUACAAACUAAAGAUCAUCAGAAAUGGCAAAGCCUCAUUCAAGUUAUUCACUGUUACUGUUUCUGGACAAGUGAAUAAAUCAGUGCUGAAGGGAGAUUCUGUCACUCUGAACUAUGAUACUGAUAUACAGAAGGAUGAUAAAAUACAGUGGAAGUUUGGAGAGAAACUCAUAGCUGAAAUGAAUGGAGAGGACUGUGAGAACCCUCAAUGGUCUGAUGAUGAAUUCAGAGACCAAAUGAAGCUGGACCCUCAGACUGGAUCUCUCAUCAUUCAACAAACCAGACUUGAACACUCUGGAUUAUACAAGAUAGAGAUCAAUACCAGUUAUUAUUCAACAUUCAGACUCUUCAGGCUUAUCAUCUGUGAUGAAGAGAAGUCAGUGCCAGUGAUGAUGUGGGCGGAUGUGACUCUACGUGCCAAUCCUGAAAUACAGACAGGAGAUAAGAUAUUCUGGAUGUUUGGACAUGACAACCGUCCCGUAGCUAAAAACACAGAAGAAGAGUGUGAAGAAGAAAUUUCUUAUCGUGAGUCUGAGUACAGUGAUAUUAGAUUAAUAGCUCAAAUGGAUCUGAAUCAUCAGACUGGAGAUCUUACCAUCAAGACAAUCAGUAUUUACCACACUGGAGAAUACAAACUAAAGAUCAUCAGAAAUGGAAAAUCCUCAUUCAAGUUAUUCAAAGUUACUGUUUCUGAAUAUCAAGUAAAUAAAUCAGUGCUGAAGGGAGAUUCUGUCACUCUGAACUAUGAUACUGAUAUACAGAAGGAUGAUAAAAUACAGUGGAAGUUUGAAGAGAAACUCAUAGCUGAAAUGACUGGAGUGAACCGUGAGAAUCCUCAAUGGACUGAUGAAUUCAGAGACCAAAUGAAGCUGGACCCUCAGACUGGAUCUCUCAUCAUUCAACAAACCAGACCUGAACACUCUGGAUUAUAUAAACUAGAGAUCAAGACCAGAGAUUAUUCAACAUUCAGACUCUUCAGGCUUAUCGUCUGUGAUGAAGUGAAGUCAGUGUCAGUGAUGGAGGGGGCAGAAGUGACUCUACGUGUCAAUCCUGAAAUACAGACAGGAGAUGAGAUAUUCUGGAUGUUUGGAGAUUACAACAGUCUCGUAGAUAAAAACACAGAAGAGAAGUGUGAAGAAGAGUUUUGGUACAGUGAUUUUAGAUUAAUAGCUAAAAUGAAUCUGAAUCGUCAGACUGGAGAUCUCACCAUCAAGGAAACUGAAACUGACCACACUGGAGAAUACAAACUAAAGAUCAUCAGAAAUGGCAAAGCCUCAUUCAAGUUAUUCACUGUUACUGUUUCAGAUUCCACAGAAAAAGAAAAGAAUGAAUCAGUGACUCUAGAGAUGAACGCAGAGGAUCGGGAUGGAGUGAAUGAGCAGGAGGGGACGAGUUCACUUUAAUGAGAUUAGACACGCCCACCAGCGUCAAUCACUCUGACAUCAUCAACACUUCAGCUCCAACAACAAAAACACAUUUCUGCUUUCAUAAUCCUCUAGAAUCAGUGAAAGAGAGAAAUGAACCCGUGUCUGUUGAGAUGAUGAACCUGCAUGUAGAGGUGUUCGAUUUCAGGUUUUUUGGAGUCGACUCCGAAUCCCACUGUAAGACUCCUCGACUCCAUUUACUGUACCUUAAAACAGUCGUAAAUAAGCCAAGAUGGCAGUUCUUACACACUUAAUUUAUUUUUCCCCGACGCAAAGCCUUAAAAUCCCCUCAUAAAAACAACAUACAUUUAGUGAGACUGUCCAAAUUAGUCCAAUUUAGAGAUGAUGAGUAGCCUAUCAAUGUUGCUAAUUGCCGAAAAGUCACGAAAAACAUCUGCGGUCGAAUAUUAUGUCAAUAUUAAAUAAACGAGAAAGCAGGGAUUCUUUAAUGAAUUCAUCUCAUUAUAAUGG